UUUGCAUCCAACUCGGCCGCUGAUAAUACCACAAGCCACACAGGACAGCAACGCUACAAAUCCCUGGGUAGCUGUCAUCUGGCCCAUUAUGGUAGGGUCAACAUCGUCAUCAAUCUUCGAUUAAUUAUAAAAACAAAAGAGGAACCGCAACGUUAUAUAUGAGGAACUUGGACAUUGAUAUAUAUUAGUAAUGGAGUUUGAUAAUAAAUUGCCUGACAAGGAGACAACACGACUCUUGGAUGGUACGGAAGAUGAAACCAGCUACGGGGGUGUGCCUAAUGGCGAUACGCUUUAUAAGAAUAAACACAGUGUGGAUGCCAAGAAGGAGAAAGCCAGAUGGAAUUCUAUACGUGUGAUGUACUUCACCAUAUUCUGUGAAGCGGUUACGUAUUCCGUUACGUUGCCAUCGCUUUGGUCAUUUUUACAGGACAUUGAUCCCAGCGCUACGGCGACUUUACUCGGCUGGGCCAAUUCCACACAGGGCUUAUUUGCUCUGUUUUCCGGUUUUGUUUGUGGAUGGAUGGCGGGAAAAUACAACUGCAAAGCACCCUUAAUAGUGACACUUGUAGUCGGGCUGUUAGCCAAUACAGUAUAUGCCUGUGUCUAUAUACCCGAACAAAAACAUCGAUCAACAUUCUUGCUACUGUCUCGUGCUUUAGCGGGAAUACUGGCAGGUUGUAUCACUGUUACCAGAGUUUAUGUCAAUGAAGGAACUACGCUUUCCGAACGCACGCAGAUAUCAUCACGUCUCGUAACAGCCCAGUUAGUGGGAUACACAAUCGGACCACUCCUUCAGGUUGCAUAUGUUCCUAUUGGCGAAGUCGGAUGGACGGUAGGAGCAAUGAAAAUCAACGUAUACACAUUCCCAGCUCUAUCGAACUUCUGUCUAAUAUUCAUAAACUUGGUUUUGAUAAUUUUUGUUUUCCGCGAAAUUCGAGUUUCUGAUGAAUCUGAUCAAAAGAUACCUGAAGCUAAAAUAGAAAAUUCAAUCGAUACGAUUGAUGCGAUACCUUUGUCCGCAAUUGAUUUACCUGUUGUUAUGUAUUUGAAUGCAGUUUUCUGUGUUGCAAUAUUCAGUUUUGGUGUUAAUACCACUUUGGUAUCUCCAUAUGGUAUGCACAUGUUUGGUUGGACACGAGAGGAAGCCGUAGAAAAAAGCAGCAUCAUUUCAUUGACGUUGGCGAUACUUGCUAUUGUCGUUAUAGCAGUGAUGAGUCACCUACUAAAACGAUUCAAGGAACGAGUUUUUCUUGCAUUAGGCCUGGCAAUGAUGAUUGUGUGUACGCUAUUAGCAAUACCUAUGGGUCCUGGUGUGCCUCCUAGGCCAGAUAAGAAUAUAACAAACGGCACGGACGAUGAUGAUCAAGGCGGUUGUCCGUGGACUUACGAUUGGUGCGACACAACGCCCGCGAUUCCCUUAAUCCAGUUUAUAUUCUCGCUUUCUAUCCUAGGAGUCGGGUAUCCUAUGCUUCAAGCCAUUGCUUAUAUCAUAUAUUGUAAAACACUCGCUCCAGGCCAUCAGGGACUAUUAUUGGGCAUCUUCGCUUCAAUGGGCAACACUGGUAGGGUUCUCGGUCCUCUCAUUGGCUCAUUUAUCUAUACUGAAUUGGGUGUUCAGUGGGCAGAAGGAUUUCUGCUAAUUAUGCUAACCAUAGUGGCGACUGGAAUCUUCCCGUUUUACCGAAGGAUCGUACCUUACACGGAACAUCAACAGAAACACAAGAAACUAAUCAGUUGAUGUAAAUUCAACACGAAACAGUGUUUCAGUUUUACCAAAGAAUGAUGCAAUAAUUGGGCAUAUUUUAUACUUAUCAAGUGACAAGAAUUUAUUGAAAUAUGAUGAAGCAUGUAAUACAUAGUAUAUCACAUGCUUCUUCGUGUAGAAUACACAGAAUAUUGAUAUAAUUAUACUCAUUAGUUGGUGAUAAUUCAAACGCGUUUCCCUUGCCGAAAAGCAUGCGUUACGAUGGAUCAAAAUGAUGUCAAGUAGGCGACUAUGAAAGUUGGAAACGCGUUUCUGUAACAAAACGAUCAAUGUGCUAGACAUAGGCUGAGCAUUAACAUUACAAUGUGUUAAUCAGGUGACCACAAAACAGCCGAAGAGUUGCACGAGCUAAAAACUCAUGUUUAUAAAAUCGACAUUUUAUUACGUGCUUUCAACGAGUUCAACUCGAGUUCGAUGUAUUUAAACACGAGUUAGAUAUUCCGAGCGAAGUACCAACUAUUUGGAGUAAGGAAUACGGUACUCUUCGAGUUACAUUUGCGUUUUCUUUUCGAAUUUUAUUUCGAGAUGUUAACACGUUGCUUGAUUUUAUAAUUAAUAGCACGAAUUUAAAGCACCUACGAAUUUCUCCGAGUUAUCCGUACCUGAGCUUGUUCUCUCGGAAUUCGCCGAGAAACCAACUCGGCAAACUUAUCGAAACUCGAGGAGGAGGUUUGAGAGCUGCUAUUAAAGCCGAUCACCCUGUAGCCUUCAUCAUACGAACGAUUUUGCAUUU
Molecule: messenger RNA, 2498 nt
Organism: Anneissia japonica
Lineage: Eukaryota; Metazoa; Echinodermata; Crinoidea; Comatulida; Comatulidae
Product: major facilitator superfamily domain-containing protein 8-like
Exons: 12
Coding region: 191-1738 (515 amino acids)
Biological process (GO): transmembrane transport
Cellular component (GO): lysosomal membrane
Molecular function (GO): transmembrane transporter activity
Source: RefSeq, a predicted model, not a curated record